GAAAACCCUUCUUCCGGCUUCCCCUAAACAACACAUUUUGUAAUUUUAAAACUCUGAAUUUCCGAUCGGUUUUCUGUUUUCUUCAAAGAUUUCUCUCUUCCCGGAAAAGAGAGUGGGGAAGGUUAUUCUCGAUUUCCUUCCCACGCCCUGGGGAUUUCUGAUUUGGGGAUUUAAGGAUUUUUGAAAAAUUCUCAGCUAAUUUAUGGUUUUCUUCUUCAAUCUCUGAAUCUUUACCUUCUUCCUUCCUUCCUUCUCAAUGGAGUUUACCAUAUCCGAUGAAUUGCUGGGUACUUUUGUCCCGAUUUUCGUCUAUUGGUUGUAUUCUGGGAUAUAUGUGCUUCUCGGGUUCUUUGAGAAUUACCGAUUGCACUCCAAGAAAGACGAGGAUGAGAAGAACUUAGUUUCAAAAGCCACUGUGGUUCGAGGCGUUCUCUUUCAACAAUUUAUUCAGGCCAUCGUCGCCAUCAUCCUCUUUAAGGUGACUGGAAAUGAUGAUGGGAGCAGUGCAGUUCCAAAAUCCUGGCCAAUGGUUGUUUUACAAUUCUUAACUGCAAUGUUCGUAUUGGACACAUGGCAGUACUUUGCACACAGAUACAUGCAUCAUAACAAGUUUCUGUACAGAUACAUUCAUUCUCAGCACCAUAGGCUUGUUGUUCCGUAUGCAUUUGGGGCUUUGUAUAAUCAUCCUGUGGAAGGUCUACUGCUUGACACGAUCGGUGGGGCGUUGUCGUUUCUAGUAUCUGGUAUGACUCCCAGAGUCUCCAUCUUCUUCUUUUCCUUUGCCACUAUCAAGACCGUAGACGAUCACUGUGGAUUAUGGCUGCCCGGAAACCUCUUCCAUGUCUUGUUUCGCAACAAUACGGCCUAUCACGACGUCCACCAUCAGCUAUAUGGCAGCAAGUAUAACUUCUCACAGCCCUUCUUUGUUACAUGGGAUAGAAUACUUGGUACCUAUAUGCCCUACUCCUUGGAGAAGAGAGCAGGCGGUGGCUUUGAAGCACGGCCAAAGAUUGAAUAAAUAUUGUAAGCAGCAAUCAGUUGCUUAUAUUAUAUUAUUUGUAUCCCACAACAAUAUAAUUUGUAUAUUACUCCUAUUGGUCUUUUUAUACUUUUGUCCCCCUUUCUUUUCCCUAACAUAGAUUUGAAACAUGAGCUGAGUUAGGUUGUGUUUUGAUAUAUAUAUAUUUUCUUUUCUUUUGGCUUUCA
This is a messenger RNA of Momordica charantia (bitter melon), 1206 nucleotides long. Its product is annotated as sphinganine C4-monooxygenase 1. Gene Ontology annotation, molecular function: oxidoreductase activity; iron ion binding. NCBI's taxonomy places the organism in Eukaryota, Viridiplantae, Streptophyta, Magnoliopsida, Cucurbitales, Cucurbitaceae. Gene Ontology annotation, biological process: lipid biosynthetic process. The record is from RefSeq and is a predicted model, not a curated record.